Messenger RNA from Anopheles coluzzii, 1780 nucleotides. RefSeq names its product involucrin-like. The transcript has 3 exons. Gene Ontology annotation, molecular function: nucleic acid binding; zinc ion binding. Lineage: Eukaryota; Metazoa; Arthropoda; Insecta; Diptera; Culicidae. The record is from RefSeq and is a predicted model, not a curated record. Bases 1 to 1671 code for a protein of 556 amino acids.
AUGGGGAAGGUGCCAUUGGUAGUGCUGGACAAGUUGCCCAGCCAGAGUCAACAGCGCGAGGAGAUGACGGUACCGGCCACCUCAACACCAAAGGCUGAGAUGAACGAGAGCUUGAAGCUCCUGGCCAUGCAGGUUGCUCAGCUCUCAAAGGAGCUUAGCCUCUGCCGUAAGGAGCUCCAGGGAAGUUUGAUGAAAAAUGCGGCGCUUGAACGGGAGCUCGAAACGCUAAGCGCCACUGGCGCUAGUAAGCCCAUUGCGCAGCCAAAAGCUGCAUCAGCGACACCGGCUCCGGAGCUCGAGUUGCUCAGAGCAACCAUCCAACGCCUCGAGGAGCAGAAUAUCGCUAUGAAGGAGCAAAACGCAAAACUCCUGGAGCAGAUAACCGGCAUGUGCCAACUGCUGCAGGAGGAAAAAGAGGAGGCAAAGCGCCGUGAGGAGAAGCUCGAGGCGCAGAUCGAGAAGUUAGCCGCCGCACAUCAACGCGACCGAGAUGUGCUCAACUCUCUGUUGGCGGCAAAGGUUGGCGGCGGACAACCGUCAUCUAGUCCGCGUCAACCACCAACUCCGUUGCCGCGCCGAUCCUCUGCGCAACAGCAGCAGCAGCAACAACAACAGCAGCGGAAUCAGCACGAGCAGGAGCAGCCCCGCGCGUCGACGUCGCGCGUAGUCAUGCCGCCGCACAGCGAGGCAUCGACAGCCGUCCGCGAAGACGCUGUGCCGGAACUGACCUACAGCGAGGUCGUGCGGCGUAGAUAUCGCGGCAAAGCUACGGGUAAGCCACGCUCCCAGCAGCAGCCGCAACAGCAGCAGCAGCAGCAUCAGCUACAGCGACAGGCAGUCGGUAUCGCGCAGCAUCAACAGCAGCAGCAGCAACGUCAGCCACAGCGACAGGCGGUCGCUGGCUCGCAGCAGCAACAGCAGGAGCGUAUGCAGCAGCAGCAGCAGCUACAGCGUAAGCGAAAGCCGAGGCCUGACAUCAUCGAGGUGUCUCCCAGUGAAGGCGAAACCUGGGAUGGCAUCUACGAGAAGGUGCGCAAAGCCAUUCGUCUGGACGCGGCUCACAGCGAAAUGAAAGGGCAUAUUAAGCGGGGCCGCCGAACUCAUGCUAGGCUGCUACGUAUGGAGCUGAGCAAGACGGCAAACGCUCCGCUUAUGCUGGAAGGCGUCCGCAAAAUCAUCGGCGACGCAGGCGUCAGUCGGCUUGUCACAGAAAUGGGUGAGCUGCUGGUAGUCGAUAUCGAUCCCCUUGCUACGGAGGAAGAUAUCAUUGCUGCCCUCGAUGCUAAGAUUGGCGCAAGUGCUGGAGUUGUUUCUGCCAGCAUUUGGGAACUACCGGAUGGUUCGAAGCGAGCACGCAUCCGGCUACCUGUGAAGUCGGCUCGGCAGUUGGAAGGACUUAAACUGUUCCUGUGCGACUGUGUGAGCAAGGUUCGAGCAGCCCCACCAACGCCUCCAGAGCGACAGCGCUGUUUCCGCUGUCUGGAGAUGGGCCACAUCGCCUCGAACUGCCGUUCCACCGCAGAUCGGCAGAAUCUGUGCAUCCGCUGUGGGCUUACCGGACACAAAGCACGAUCCUGCCAGAAUGAGGCAAAGUGCGCACUGUGCGGUGGCGCUCACCACAUAGGCCACAGCGAAUGUGCUCGUUCGGCCCAACGAUGUUCCCGGCCCUGAAAGUUCUGCAGGCGAACCUGGGCCAUGGCCGUGAUGCCCAGAACCUGGUGCUGCAAGCUGCCAGAGAGGAGAAAGCAGACGUGCUCAUUCUCUCUGAUGUUCUGCGCCC